AUGAUUAUAGAGUACCUGAACAAGAUAACUCAAUUAAUUCAUUAGGACAACGAGCAGCAGUUUAACAUCACUUAGCUGGGCUCUAAGAUAGUUCUCUCAAUGAACGAAAAGGUGAAUUAAGUCUACUAGAAUUCUCAGAGUAAAAAAUCUAAGAAAAAACUGCAAGAACAAAUCUUGAAUCAGACAAUGAACAGAAGUCAGACAUAAGAAAGUAGAAAUCUGUAUGAUAACUCUAAUCAUCUAGGAAUUCCAACAGAUAGUCAACACUCAGAUUUCCAAAGAAGACAGUCAAUAUUCAAAGCCAACAAUCAUCUUAAUUCCCAAUCAUCGGCCAAUCAAUCCAUAGAUUAAUCUCCAUUUAGAGGAGCAAGUCAAAACACCCUAGACCGAAAGCUGACUAAAAUUCAAUCAAAUGGGAAUCUGAUCUAGAAAUCAUCUAAAGAUAUGAUAAAUUCUUAACAAAAUAUAGACCCAAACUAGGUCUUCUAAACUGAGAUAAAUUAAGAGGGAUCUCCAUAGACUAUAGACAAUGAGUAGAGUUAGGAAAAACUGGUGAAAAAGAGGAAGAGAAAUGUGAUUCAAAGAAGGAAUAUAAAUAUGAAUCAGUCCAGUGUUAUCAAUAGCAAUCAGCUAAUCAACACUAGUGAUCAUUACUUCCAAUCCUAAAGUUUUAACAAUAGUAUGGUGAAGUCCUCAAAGCUCUCUGAUUAUGAUGCAUUAACUAGAUACAUGAGAGCUAGAGAGCUAGCAGAAUAAAAAGCUAAGGAGAAAAUAGACAGAUUAAACUUAUUGAUAGAUAAAUGGGAGAAAAAGGAUUCUAAGGCAAGAGAGAUAAUCAAUGAAAGUUUACUGGAGAAGAAGAUAAGGUUGGACUAAAUGAGUAAAAAGAGAGCAUAGGCUAAGCAAAAAUAUGAGAAGAAACUGGAAGAAAUAGAGUAGAAAGGAGUGAAAGAGUACUAAAGCUAUUUAAAGGAGUUAAGAGAGCCUACCAAUGGCUCAAAACUUUAGAUUAGAAAUAAAUUUGACUCUCCUGCUGUUAAUAACCACUAUCACAUUGGCCAUCAGGAUACAUCCUCAACUUAUCUAUUAAAUGAAGAUAAGAAGCUUGCCAAUAAUAAUCUCUCUAGACGAAAAAGUGAGACUAGUCUGAAGCUUGAGCUGUUAGAAAAGAAGAUUAAUCAAGGCAGAGAGAGGUCUUUCCUCAUCAAGCAAGAGGUAAUGAAGAGAACUGAGAGAUUUAUGGGUGAGAAGAGCAUCAGCGACCUUAGAUGGUCUUAGAUGAUAAAUAGAUCUCCUGAGAUUAAGAUUUAGAUGGAGUAAGAUGUAGCAAGCAAGCUUUCUUAGUAUCUAAAGAAGAUGCAGAAGCACGAUUAGAUAAUGACUUAGAAGAGCGAGGACCAGAGAUACCAGAUGGAGGCCAUCCGCUAGAAGUAGAUUCAGAAGUUCGAUGCUUAGCUUUAAAUUAAGAAGGAGUACGAAUCCUAGCUAGAUAGGAAGCGAAGACAUAUUGAGCAGUCUCGGCUUAGGAAGGACGAAAAUGUAGACUAAGUCAAGUAUGAGAGUGAAAUACAGCAGCUGAUUAAGAUUGAGACCUCGAAGUUGAAGACUCAAGACCUGAAGGAGUAAUACGAAGAAGUGAUUCUAAACCAAAAGAUGCGAAAGGAGAAGAUCAUUAAGAAGCAUCUGUAGAUGAAUCAGAAGAUUAUGAGUCACAAAAACAGCAAUCAAAGUGGCUAAGCAGGAUUGCCAAGCACCAAUAAGUCUACAUAUACAACGAUAACGAGGUAGCAAGAUGAACUGAGGAGAUUUCUGCAGAUGAGGAAUCAUGCUUCGCCCUAUGAUGAGAUGAAGCAGAAGUACUUGAAGAGUAUGGUUAGUGGGAAAGGCAAAAAGAAUAAGAAGGCCUAGUAUGAUUCCUUUCUGGAGUAGUCUAGUGAUAACAUUAAUAAUAAUCAUUGA
This is a messenger RNA of Stylonychia lemnae, 1959 nucleotides long. NCBI's taxonomy places the organism in Eukaryota, Ciliophora, Spirotrichea, Sporadotrichida, Oxytrichidae. The record is from the annotation of a GenBank genome assembly.